Messenger RNA from Eruca vesicaria subsp. sativa (arugula), 946 nucleotides. The record is from the annotation of a GenBank genome assembly. Lineage: Eukaryota; Viridiplantae; Streptophyta; Magnoliopsida; Brassicales; Brassicaceae.
CACAUACAAAAGAUAAGCUAUCCUACACACUACACACCACAAACUCUAACCUAAUAAUGAAGAUGCUUAUUCUCUGUUUCACCACUCUCACCGUUCUCUCAACCUUAGCUUCAGCGACCGUACCAAGCAAAGCAGUCCUAGACACAACAGGACAUUCAGUUCAGUCCAAUGCCCAAUACUACAUAAUACCGGCUAAGAUCGGAACCGGAGGUGGUCUUAUCCCUUUAAGCCGAAAUGCAAACACACAAGACACGUGUCUGAAUCUCGACGUUGUCCAGUCACCGUCUCCUUUUGUCUCGGGUCUUCCAGUAACUUUCUCUCCACUCAUCAACACCAAAGCCAAGCAUGUCCAGCUCCAAACUAGUCUCAGCCUCGAGUUUGAUUCCACGGUUUGGUUAUGCCCUGAAUCAAAAGUGUGGAGAAUCGACCAUUCUGUGGAACUUAGGAAGAGCUUUGUAAGCAUUGGUGGUGAGAAAGGUAAAGGGAAUAGUUUGUUUCAGAUUCAAGAAGAUGGAGAUGCUUAUAAGCUUAUGUAUUGUCCGGUUAUCUCAUCUGUUGCGUGUAUCAACGUGGGUCUAGAGACUGAUGAACUUGGAGUUCGACGUUUGGUUCUUAGUAAUGAUCAAUCUUUUGCUGUUAAGUUUCAAAGGUCUUAUGAUGAUCCAAACUCCAACUGUCAUCUCAACACUCGUUCGUGGUCGUGGAGGUUCCCUUUGUUCUAAAAUGUGAAAUCUUGUUAUGUUGUAUUGGGUUUGAGAAUGUUUGUGAUGUAACCAAUUAGGGUUUGUAUGAAAAAAAAAAUAUAUGGUUGUUGUGUGUAUGUUAACAAUGAUUGUGGCAAUACCAAGGGUUUAGAUGAAAUAAAACAUAUGGUUAUAUUUGUAAGUAAGAAGGGGUUGUGACAAUACCAAGGGUUUUUAUGGAAUAAAACAUAUGGUUAUUGUAU